UGGACCGCUCCUGGCGGCCGCCUGCAGACCUCUGCAUCCUCUGCCUCCCGCCUCCCUCCUGGGUCCCAGUGCAAGUGUGGAAAAAAAAUAUUGAGUGUGGCCACUGAGCAGACCGAGGCAGGGGAUCAAGUGAGAAGGUCACGGGGGACAUGAGGCAGUUAUGCCCAGUGGGGAUGACAGGGUGCCACCUGUCAUCUGCGUGGACGCUGCAGGCUGAGCAGUCAAAGUUUCCCCCCUCAGUCCCAGGAAAACCUGGGAUUCAGAAGUGUGGGAUCUCUUGGGGCUCCUUUGUUUAAAAUAAGAAGGACACGGAUGGAAGAGUCAGCACCAGCGGAAAGCCAGGGCCAGCUCCCAAGCCCCCACCAUGGCUCACUAAGGAGGGCAGUGGCUGCUGCGCUGGCCCUGGAUGGCGAGUCCACAAUGGGCCGCAGGAAGAAGAAGAGGAAAGAGUCUCGCCCAGAGUCCAUCAUCAUCUACCGGUCAGAUAAUGAGAAGAUGGACGAAGAGCCUGAAGAGUCAGAAGGUGGAGAUCGGCCUAAAGAGGAGGAAGGGGAGGAUUUCCUGGACUACCCUGUAGAUGAUGGUGUGUGGAAUAUGCCUUCGGACAGCCGCUAUGUCACGCUAACGGGGACCAUCACGCGCGGGAAGAAAAAGGGUCAGAUGGUAGAUAUCCACGUCACCUUGACAGAGAAGGAGCUGCAGGAACUGACCAAACCUAAAGGGCUGUCCCGGGAAGCAGCCCCUGAGGGAAGGAGGGCCUGCCAGGUGGGGGCAGACCAGGGUCCACAUGUGGUUCUCUGGACGCUGGUCUGCCUGCCUGUGGUCUUCGUCCUUUCUUUUGUAGUGUCGUUCUACUAUGGCACUAUCACCUGGUACAACAUCUUCCUUGUGUACAAUGAGGAGAGGACCUUCUGGCAUAAGAUUUCCUACUGCCCCUGCCUCAUUCUCCUCUAUCCGGUGCUCAUCAUGGCCAUGGCCUCCUCCCUGGGGCUCUAUGCUGCUGUGGUUCAGCUCUCGUGGUCCUGGGGAGCGUGGUGGCGAGCUGCCUGUGACAUGGAGAAAGGCUUCUGCGGCUGGCUCUGCAGCAAGCUGGGCCUGGAGGACUGCUCUCCCUACAGCAUCGUGGAAUUGCUGGAGUCUGACAAUACCUCAGGCAAUCUCUCCAACAAGGACCCCAUCCAGGGAGUAGAAACCUCCACUGUCUAAACCACCGGUGACUUCUUUCACAGGCCCUACUAGUCAAUAGUCGUUCUACAGUUCUAGCAGGUUCUUUCCUUAAACCAUCCAAUACCCUUUACAGUCCUGGAAAAUCCUGGCUCACAUUGGUCAUCCCACCACCUUCAUUAUUCCAAGAGGGCAGGAAACAGAAAAGCAGUUCAUGUGAUAUACAAAUGUGUCUUGGCUCUUUGCCCUAAAAUGACCAUUUAUCUGGGAUAUGGAGAUCCAUUAUAAAUUCCCUCAGGGGCCCGAAGGUGUUAUUGGUGACUGUAAUCCAGGGAAGUGUGUGCCUAAAUGCAACAGAAAGAAUAAAGAGGCUCAGGGGUGGGGCCGGAGAGAUGGCUCAGGUUAAGAGCACUGGCUGCUCUUCCGGAGGCCCUGAGUUCAAUUCUCAGAAACCACUUGGUGGCUCAGAGCCAUCUAUAGUGGGAUCUGAUGCCCUCUUCUGGCAUAAAGUCAAUGAGCACUCAUAUGCAUAAAAUAAAUAAAAAAAAAUCUUGAAAAGAGGCUCAGGGGUAACCAAAUCCACCUAGAAAAUAGCUGGAGAUGGAAUGACAUAUUUAGGGAGCUGAGCUACUGCUAUAAACUGUGUGCAUCACUUGUGCUACGUCUGUAGGUGGACCGGCCCAGGACCCUGUGAUGUCAUCUGGAGUUCUCUGGAUGGUGGAAUGUGGUCCUCAGGGCUCGCAUCUUCAGUUUCAGAUUUCCAAAUGCUGACAACAUCUCUAGCGGUACAGCUACAUCAUAGCAGUGUUCCUGGAAAACACAGAAGAAGCAAAGGAGAGCACCAAGCCCCCGUCAAUAUUUAUUAUAUCUCAUUGACCACACUAUAGUCAUAUAGCCUUACCAUCAAAAGAUACUGGGAAAUGCAAUCUUUUAUCUGGGUAGCUAUAUUCCUAGAUGAUAUUGGGGUUAUGUGGAUUUGUGGGAACAGGGAGAAUAGCUUUUUGGCAGGUGGGUAGGAGUCUACAUCUUAUGAGUGGUACUUAGAUGAUUCAGAAUUCCAAACUACUAGUGCAGUUUUAUUUAUUUAUUUGUUUAUUCAUUAUUUUGGCCCUAGUCUUACACAGAGGAUUUAAAGAUAGAUAUGACCUACAUACACUAUGCAUAUGCCUUAGAUAGUAGCAUCUCAUGUACUUGGCAACUUAACUUUUGCCAUGUGAUUUCAGGUUUCUUUAGAAAACCCAUUAGGUAGAAGCAUACGGUCAUAUAAUCACAGUAUAAUUCUUCCUGGGAAGGAAGGGGGAACAGGGAUUGACAGUAUUUAAUCUAUAAACUAUAAAGACAGAGGGAGAGAGAGAGAGAGAGAGAGAGAGAGAGAGAGAGAGAGAGAGAGAGAGAGAAUCAGAGAA
Molecule: messenger RNA, 2570 nt
Organism: Alexandromys fortis (reed vole)
Lineage: Eukaryota; Metazoa; Chordata; Mammalia; Rodentia; Cricetidae
Gene: Tmem169
Product: transmembrane protein 169
Exons: 4
Coding region: 313-1206 (297 amino acids)
Source: RefSeq, a predicted model, not a curated record